AUGGCCUCAGGAAAGCAUCUGCUCGUGCAAACACACGAAACUACUCGAUGGCAUCAAUCCUUCUUCCUCGGCACAAUUGAAGGUCUUGGGAGAGUGAAUAGACUCUCGAUGAUAAAGAUAUCAUACCAAAGCCCUCGUUGCACCGUCCCAUCUCUCUUGACUCAGCCGACUCACCAACUGAGACUGACCUACGACAUCGCAGCCAUCCAACCAAAACAUAACCUUUCAUACUGCUCGCCAUCAACGUCUUCUACGAAGAUAAUCUACGUUCAAGCCCAUCCAAUGUAUCUCAGUGGCUUUGACAGGAUGGCCUAUUUUGCCACCAUCUGCCACAUGACACCCCGCUCCGCGCCGUGGCCGCAGGAUCGUUUCUUCGGCCGGGGAGAUAUGAUACUUGGCCACACACCUGGAAGCAAAUCGUGGUCUUUUGAACGUACGUUCCGGUCCGCCUGCUUAUGUUAUGUCUCACGCAUGCUGCUAGCUGCGUAG
This is a messenger RNA of Periconia digitata, 489 nucleotides long. NCBI's taxonomy places the organism in Eukaryota, Fungi, Ascomycota, Dothideomycetes, Pleosporales, Periconiaceae. The record is from the annotation of a GenBank genome assembly.